AGUCUUCUUAUGGCUUUUGAAUUGUAAAGACGUGCUGGCGGAUAGUUGACGAAUUUGAUAUUUUAAUUUUGUCCGAGCCAGAAAUUAAAAUAAUUAUUUAUUAUGGAAAAAACAAGAAACCAACACAGAACAUAGUGAAAUAAAGUUUGUGCUUAAUAUAAAUAUAAAAAAAGUGACAUAAAAGCAAAAAGCUAUUCAAUCAAUUAAAUACAAAUUGAUACAAAUUAUUGUAUUACAAAAAAAAAAAAUUUUUUUUGCGCCAUAUUAAAUUUUUAAUACGGAAAAAAAAUUUUACUCACUUUAAGAAUUUAAAAGAAGAAAAAAUUGUUUUUGUGCAAAAAAAAAAUUACUAUUUAAUAAUCGACAAUAUGACCGCACAUAGUAUGGAACCGCGUUGUCAGAUUGUUCCCUUAAUGGGUUUAGUGCGUAAUAGUAGCCGUAUGAGUCUGCCCAUUGCUACGGCGGAAUCUGAACCUUCACCGCCGCCACCCCCACCGCCGGAGGCUGUAAGUCGUGUAAGGCGUGUUCUCUUCGAUAAACCUGAACCUGGUGAUAUUAGCAGUAUGCUGCAGAAAGAGUACAACAAACAGAUUUUGAAUUUUCAACGAAAGUAUAGUUUCGAUGUGCCAAAUCCAAAUCCAAAUUUAUUGGAGGAAAAUGAAAAUCAAAGUUCGCAAGCGUCACAGCAGAGGGCAACAGCGCGUUUCCCUACGCUCAUUGAACGUGAAAUGCAAGAACACGAACGUCGCUUACAGAGUGAAAAGUGCAAUUUGAAUAGAACCGCUGGAGAUGAGUCGGAACAAAUAUCACAACUAUUGGAGCAUAAGUGCAGUGAUAGUAUCAGGCACAAUAAAAAUCCAUCGUACGCGCAUCAUAGGACAGUGAAUGGAGCUGGAAUAAAGAAAAUACCUGCUGCUGCUGAUGUGAAUGGUCAAGCGAAUAAUGAGCGCGCCAAACCAUAUACACGACAAAAAUCAAUCACAGAGUAUUUUAACACACGCAAAACAGCGAACAACUGCAAAUUGUCACAUCUUCCGAUUGAAGUAUUAGAAUUAGCAGAACCUCUGCAAACGGUGGUCUCUUCGUGUCAGCAACCUUUGACUGGAAUAUCGUCUACGACAAAAACUGAUGAAGCAACAACAACAACAACAACAAUAAUAAACACAACUACUGCUACAUCAACAGCGUCCUCUCCACCACCACCCCCCUUAUUGUUGUCGGUGUCAAUAUCGACAUCGCCGUUGCCAUCAACUGAUAUUUAGAAACUAAAUAAAAUACAGAAACAAAAAACAACAA
Teleopsis dalmanni is the source of this 1296-nucleotide messenger RNA. RefSeq lists its product as uncharacterized. The transcript has 2 exons. NCBI's taxonomy places the organism in Eukaryota, Metazoa, Arthropoda, Insecta, Diptera, Diopsidae. Bases 369 to 1262 code for a protein of 297 amino acids. The record is from RefSeq and is a predicted model, not a curated record.